AUGGGUCAGCCCUGUACAUGUGUGCCAAAGAAAGGAGGGAUCACAGUCAUCAAGAAUGAACAUGAUGAGCUCAUUCCAACAAGGACAAUCACAGGACACAGAAUGUGUGUUGAUUACAGAAAGCUGAACUCCUCCACGCGCAAGGACCACUACCCCUUGCCAUUCAUAGACCAGAUGCUUGAGCGCCUUGCCAAUCAUCAAUACUACUGUUUCUUGGAUGGAUACUCAGGAUUUUUCCAAAUUCCAAUCCACCCAGAUGAUCAGGAGAAGACUACAUUCACUUGUCCCUAUGGCACAUAUGCUUAUAGGAGAAUGCCUUUUGGAUUGUGCAAUGCUCCAGCUACAUUCCAAAGGUGUAUGAUGUCCAUAUUCACAGAUCUAAUAGAAGAGAUUAUGGAGGUUUUCAUGGAUGAUUUCUCAGUAUAUGGUUCUUCCUUUGAAUCAUGUUUGGCAAAUCUUGGAAGAGUGCUACAGAGAUGUGAAGACAAGCACCUAGUUCUAAAUUGGGAGAAGUGCCAUUUAUGGUUAGAGAUGGAAUAG
Molecule: messenger RNA, 540 nt
Organism: Microthlaspi erraticum
Lineage: Eukaryota; Viridiplantae; Streptophyta; Magnoliopsida; Brassicales; Brassicaceae
Source: the annotation of a GenBank genome assembly